AUGAGCGAGCGCGUGUGGGGAGGUGGUGAAAAUCACGGCGGCGAAGCUUGGAAGGGCGACGCAGGGAGGUGUGCACGGAUGCACCGGUGUGUGGGUUGUGGAAACACGGCGACGGCGUUGGGGCUCGGUGGCCUCAGCACGGCGCGUCGUCGUCGCAAGUCUGACGGGGGGAAGCGGACAAAGGCCGCUCGGGCCCUGCCAGACAGCGCUGCGUCCAUCUGCGUCUCUGUCUCUGUCGUCAGUGUCAUCAGGCCGGCAGAGGAUGCGGGUACGCGCGGGCUCCUGUCUCGCCCUGCGCCGAUUGCCUGCCUGCCCUGCCAGCCCUGUCUCAUUUCCUCACCUCGCGCUGCGGCCCGUGGGCGCGCCUACCUACACAAUCGCAAUGCCAAAUGCUAUUGUGUGCCUGUGCCGUGCCUGGCAGUGUCUAUUUUUGGGCCUCCUGGAUUGGCUGCCCAAGCCACAGCCCGCGCGCCGUCGCCUCGCCUCGCACCGAUCGCGCGCAAGGCCGUCGCGCGGUGCGCCAGCGCUGGCGCGUCGUCUGGAGGCGUCGUCGUCGGCGCUGUCGUCAUCGGGCUGGAGGAGGGGGGAGUGGGAGGCAGUGAUGGUGGUGAUGCCGAUGCUGAUGCCGAUGACGAUGCGGCUCUGCUUCCCGCGCCGCGCCGCGCCGCACCGCACCGCACCGCACCGUCGCCUCGCUUCGUCUCGAAACGUCUCGUCUCGUCUCGCCAGCGACGGUGGGCGGUGGCCGGCACCGGACUCGCCGCGACGCCACAGGCGCCGGACUACUCUAGAGUAGCCGGCGCGGCGUGGCGCGAAGGAUCGCUACCUUGUAGCAUGCCGAUGAGCCGAUAUCAAGACUUGGUAAGACGCGCUGGAGCGCUGUGGCGAUGGGGAGGAGGGCUUCUUGCGGCUGCGGCUGUGGCAAGCCGCGGUGAGGUGUUUCAAAAUCCAUCCCACUCUUGGGCGUAA
This is a messenger RNA of Aplosporella prunicola CBS 121167, 969 nucleotides long. RefSeq lists its product as uncharacterized. The coding region runs from base 1 to 969 and encodes 322 amino acids. Lineage: Eukaryota; Fungi; Ascomycota; Dothideomycetes; Botryosphaeriales; Aplosporellaceae. The record is from RefSeq and is a predicted model, not a curated record. The transcript is spliced from 3 exons.